Messenger RNA from Anopheles gambiae (African malaria mosquito), 8983 nucleotides. RefSeq names its product myosin light chain kinase, smooth muscle. NCBI's taxonomy places the organism in Eukaryota, Metazoa, Arthropoda, Insecta, Diptera, Culicidae. Gene Ontology annotation, molecular function: ATP binding; protein kinase activity; protein binding. The coding region runs from base 5616 to 8774 and encodes 1052 amino acids. The transcript is spliced from 8 exons. Gene Ontology annotation, cellular component: cytoplasm. Gene Ontology annotation, biological process: protein phosphorylation. The record is from RefSeq and is a predicted model, not a curated record.
CAGUAGCUGUUCGUCCGCAGAUCGCGUCGGACGUCGCAAGCUUGUAUGUAACGCGAAUUCAGCGCUGUCUGCGGGUACGUAAAGCCUCCGUGAGUCAGUACGGGCACACCUUAACGCCCUUUGGCAAAGUGAAGCAGCAGGAAACUGUGCGUGAGUGUGUGCGCACACGCGCGCGUAUAAAGUGUAGCGGCCCGAAGACACGAACCGCCCCGAAGGUCGUGCGUGCGUACGAUCGCGCAAUUUUGUCGUGCGGCCCUUUACCCAUUUGCGGCUGGUUGGACGGUUUUUUCACCAACCGGUCCGGGCCCUGUCGUCGUCGUUGCCGUCGCCGCCAUCAUCCGUAACUAUCCAUUGCGCGAGGUGUUAAGGUGUCGAAAAUUGCCGGUUCUAGUUUCAGGUGGCACCUGCCGUCACCAGGUGGUGUGAUGUUAGUUGCUCGCGGUGAAGGUGCACACAGCGCACAAGGUGGUGCAUUGGUGCAUUUGCAGGGUACAAGGUGCUGUUUGACGCGCAGUUUGCUGCCAACUGAGCUAAUCUACUUAGCUCUAGUGCAACGGCGGAGACGGGGGUUGGCAAAGGGACGUGGCGGCACGAGCGCAUACGGGGCAGCCUGAUUAGUGUGCGAAUGAUUAAAACCGAUCAACCGGAAUGGUUCUAAUUGCGAGACCCUGACAGCUCAUCAGUUGGUGGCGGAUGUAGCGAAUUGGACGAAUCGCUUCAAUUGAUAAUGCGAUAUCGCCUGCGUAUCGAUCUUUGAGAUAGAGAGAAUUUGUGUGUGUGUGUGUGUGAGAGAGAGAGAGAGUGAGAUAGAGAGAGAGAGAGAGAGAGAGAGAGAGAGAGAGAUAGAGAGAGAGAGAGAGAGAGAGAGAGAUAAAGUGCAAACGGUUUGAGAUAGUUGAAAAGAUGCCACCAAAGACAAUAUCAGCAACGGUGCCUACAAUUACUAGAGUGAACAAUUGAGAGCCUCACAGCCUCAGCAUUUUAGGAUCGAUUACAGCAGAGGUUGGCAAACAUUCCAACGAAAGAUCCAAAUGUCGCGUUUGUUGCUGCUAAGCUUUCACCUUCCUAAAUACAACACGCUUUAUUCUUUUGCUCAUUACAAAGAAAUUUACUUCUUUGCAGAACUUUUUCAAGUUUAUGUAUUUUACUUCAAUUUGACUGAUCAUAUUAGGAUUAUUUCAAGUCUUCAACAUUGGAUAAAAUAAACCUUCGCAUAGGACAGAAUAAGUUAAGUGUUCCGGGGUUUUAAGUACUUAUUGCAAAGAUUUCGAUCGUCAAAAUCCUGAAAAUAACAUAAACAUUUCUCCCCGAGCAGUCCGUAACAAUUGGUAUAGGAACCAGUUGUACCUUAAUAUCCCUCAAAAACGAUUCAAAGCAAUUAAUAAUUUAAUCAUGGUUAAUUCAACUUGGUUCUAAUUUUGGAAAUUUUACGUUUAAAUCUUGUAGAAGGUGGAAAUCUUUUGGUUGAAAUCUUGAGGUUGAAUCUUGAGAAGUGCAAUAACAAUGUUCUCAUCACAGUUCAAUUGCAAAAUGUUCGCGCGACCCGGACGCUUCUCGAGCCGUAACUUGCCAACCCCUGGAUAAGGGCAUCUCUCCUGUAGUCGAAGGCAUGUGGAGCGCGUAACAUUUUGGGGAACAAGAUCUCCCGUCUAGUUUCACCUGUGUGUUCAAUACAACUCGCCAUCCUCAUCUUUCUCUCUUUCUCUCUCACAUACACACUCUUAAACGCUAAAACGAUAGCUCAGUUGCCGUCUCUUGUGUGUUAUUCCAACCCUCCAUCACUCUCUAGACUCCGCUCGUUUCGAUCGAUUAGAUGUCGAGAUCGAGAGCAAGAUUGACGACGCGGUCCUAUCACGGGCCCGAGCCAGACCAACUUCGCCAGAUGGUGAUCGGUUCCUUCAAUCAUUCCGUUACGUGCAGCUCGACCGUGUGCAGCGACAACUGCACCAGAGACUGCUACAGGGGCUCGCCAUCGACCCCAGUGCGUGUGUGUGUACAGAGGACACAGAUCGUUGCAAUCUGCGUCGAGAUCUGGAGCGACUAAUUAGCACCAGCCGCAGCACCCCUAUUCUGUUGGCAAAGUACGAUCAAGCCGCAGUGCGUCGCCGUGGUCGCCUCCGAUCGAGAUCUCCGCGUGGCGUUCAGAAAAUAUCGUGAAGAUCGCGAGGUCGGACGAGCGCGCGCGCGCAGACAGCGAAACUGACAAAAACGGCGGGGGACGGCGGUCUGCAGCGUGGCGAUGGGAAAAGGGUGUACAAGGGCGCGCGAAAAGAUACGCCAAUUUGUAGCUGUGUGCAUGUGUUUGUGUAUUUUUGUGUUUGUGUAAGUGUGGUGUUGGUGGUGCCAUGCAGUAAACCGCGGGUUCGUCGCCUCUGGCCCGAAGGCUUUUCGCUGCUGCAGUUCGGCAAUCUGUUAGCAAAACACGCGUUUACGGGUGCUGCCGGCUGCGGAACGGACCACCGGAAGCGCCAGUUCGAUCGGGACGAGUGUAAACAAGUGGCCUGGCAGGGUUGGGGCCCACGGCCGGAUGUGCCCAGCCGGUGACUGGGGACGUUUCUCGGUGAAGCCUCGCGCCCCGUCUGAUGCCACGCCGUGAACAUGGGCUCGUAUGACCUUUGGAAUGGGAAGGGGGAGUGCGGGCAUCGGGCGCGCUUGUGGUGAGGACGGUGACGGGCACACACACACAAGAAGGGCAACUGCGCUCGCUGCGUGUCUGUGUGUGUGUGUGUACUGCGGUUUACGCAAGGUUAUUUUUCCAUUCCAGCGACAAUGUGCCGCCGUUUUCUGCGGGUAUUGUGUUGCGCGGUUUGCCGUCGAACGGAACAGCGAGUAGAGAGCCUUCAGGCGGCCUGGUUGACGAGUUCGAGUUCGAGGCUCAGCUUUACGUGUACGGGCUUUGGCGUAUUGCCGAUCAUACGCAAACAAAGUUGGCGCAAACCCUCCAAGUGGCGGUGUGUUAUUCUUUCCCCCAGCUGUGCUAAGCAGAUGAACUGAACCGUCUAACGUACAUAGCGGACCAGUAGUGUGUGUAUGUGUGUGUGUUGAUGUGUUUUUAUUUGCGCAAUUUACUACCACUCCCUUCAACUGCCACCCACGGGGGUGCGGGAGGUUUUUAUCGCUGGGCGCUUUCACUGGUGUGUAGCUCGCGUCGAUUAUUCCCUUUCCGGGGCAUAUACAAAACACGUUUCUGGCGUGCAAAACGCGUCGCCGCGAUUCCGACAAGCAACAUUGAUCAUCGUCUACUGGGCGAGGCGUGUAGUGAGAGUGUGUGUGUUUGCAGUGACUUAAGUGCCACCGUAAGCCACGAAACCUUGUGGGCAGAAAGAAUUUCGCCAGGAAUGUGCAACGGCCGCCGCCGCCGCGCGUCAGCUGUGGGGCGCAGGUAUGGCUGCGCACAGGUUAACGGUACGGAGCCUACGGAUUCGAACGCGCAAGUCGUAGCGCUACCGUACGGCCGUACAAAGGGGGAGGACCGCGCCGACCUGAAGGUCGCAACCGUGCGCCACCGUUGCUUUCGUGUCGGGCAGCCCGCGUGCGCUACUGUUUUGCGUACUAAUGCGCUGUAACAUGUGCGAUGAGUAAUUGAUGCCAUCGUUCACUGUAGCUGCCACUAGUUUCUUAAGAGAUGGUGGUUAAAACGUUUUAUAUUUGCCAUAAUGUCCCUUUUUCGUUGUGAUGGUGUCUUACAACAAAAAACAACAAAUAUGACAAGACACCUUCACAGCAUUUAUCCAUUUAUGAACGUCGAACGUCAUUUCAUUCGCGAUUAUUUUGUCUCGUCUCCUACCAACCCGGGUCGGUCCCCGGUUCCCCGGUACGAGUGCGUGUUAACAUAUUUGGAAUUCCAUUGUCGCCAACACCGCUGGCACGACGUGAAAUGUGAAAUUUUAUUAAAGCCAUUUGCGUGCCCCAGUGCGGCCAAAACGGCGGGCAACGGCUGGUCUUUAUAUGGCCCGUGUGUGCUAUAAAGAGGUAGUUUAGCGGAGAAGCGAGAGAUGUUGGCUGGAUGGUUGGUCGGACGGCAGUUCCUUAAUUGGUGUGUGGAAAGAACUGGUCGGGCCAUUUUUUUUUUGUACAAAAAUGGAUGAUUUUGUGUAUUUUGAAUUGUUUGUUUAUUGUACGCGAAUGUGAAGUGUGUAUGUGUUUGUAAGUUAGCAAUAGCGAGUUCGUCCUGAGUUCAAAUCUUGGUGACGAGCUGGAUUUCGCUUUGUUUGGUGGAUUGAUUUUUAAAUGGCGCUUUAAUACACUUUCGUGCUGUGUUUCUUGCAUCUUUCGUUGAGAUUCAUUUGUUUACGUCUUCAGUGUUUGGUAAUGCGAAUCGCGGAAGGAGUCUCCAAAAAUGUAUGAAACUCCAUAGAUUCGCAAAUCUUCUGAUACCUUUAAGCAUUCAUCAACCUUCGGAGAUUCAGAAAUCUUUAGAGAUGUGUCUUUGCAAAUUCUGAGAUAUGCGAAUCUUGAGUCAUGGUUUUCGAAUAUUUAGUGGUCUUUGAGAAUUCAUGCAUCUUUGAGAGUUCAUGGAUCUCAAAAUUUGAGGUUCAGAUUCAACGAUUUACUUUGAUGAUUCUUUCAGAUUCUUGAAUCAGAGCUACGCAUCAUUCUUAUACAUUAUUUCCCUGUGGUAUUGAUUGAAACUCUUAUCGAUCUUGAGCUCCAGCCUUACAUCGAUCUAAACGAUCUCCAAAAAACGAAAACGAACUACACAGCCUUACACAAGAGAGUACAAUUAUAAUAGAGUUGGCUUGUGCCGGAUGGAUACGACCUUGUUGGAACUAUCUCAAUUUCCAUUCGGUUAUCGGGGUUCAAUUCUACAUGCGUGCACUUAAAACUAUCAUAUCAUGCAAAUAGACACAACAUCUCCAUACAUCACCAAGAGACACAACAUGCUCCCUUGGAAAGGUCUCAUCACCCUUGCGCGAUCGAUGCGUUCCGUUUAUCUCGUGCGUACGAUCAAGUCGUUUCUUGCAAUGUAUUUCCCAACAAGCGCCCGCGACAUUGACUUAAGAGCCCUGCUACUUCCAAAAAGAGCGAAUGUCAUUGUACACGCAUGACAGGACCGUUCCGUAACCCUUCCGUUCCCUGCCGUAUCGUUCUCAUCUGCGAAAGCUCCUAGAGCUCGUGUCGCUUGCCGCCAUCUCGUCAGCGAUAUCCAUAAAGUACGACCUUCUUCUGUUGUGCUGAUGAUGGUGAAGCCCAAAUAGGUGGAUAAGCUAUCGGAAGGUUGAAUGUCACCAAAGUGGUGAGGUUCCACGUUCAGCGACACGUACGCAAGAGGUUCACGGGAACGCAAAUGCGGAACAAUGCACAAAAGGCUGCAGUGGCAUUGGAGCUUAGGAGUUUAACUCACACUGAACAUCUUACAGCAACGCAAUGCAGUAGUAUGGUGGUCCCGAAGUAGUGCUGUGUACGUGACUGUGUCAGUGAAUCAUCGUCAACGCAUCUAAUAGCAAACUGAUGAGCUCAACUUGAGAAAGGGUGGAGUGAAGUGUCACACGCGGCGGAAUUCCUUAGCGAACGUCGGUGCUGUGCUCCGUGGAUGUUUCAAGCUCAGUGUUAAUGUGUGUGUUUGAAGUUGAUAGCAACGUUCCAGUAGUAGAAGUAGAAGAAUUCGAUGCGAAAUGGCCAGCGGUGCGAUAAACCAGCCAGCGCUCGCCGGGUGCGGUCGGGCAGCCACCGGUGAACCGUGCGCCACCGUGCCGCUCAAGUUUAUCUACGUGCCGCAGAAGCUCGAAGUGUACGAGUACGAGACGGCCAUCUUUCAGUGCAUCAUCGAGGGCUACCCGACGCCGGCCAUGGCCUGGCAGCGCAACGGCGCCCUGCUCGCACCCUCGCGCACCAUUUCGAUCCAGAGCAAGGGCUCCCUGUGCACGAUGAAGAUCCAGUGCGUGAGCGCGAAGGAUGCCGGCCCGUACCAGCUGGUGAUCGAGAACGAGAGUGGCCGGGUGGAGCGCACGAUCGAGCUGCUGGUGCUCGAGAAGAUCCGCACGAUCAAUCGGGUGAAGCGGAACAGCGAGCCGGCGGCGAGCAGUAUGCGCAUCUACCGCCACAUCAACGACUAUUCGCCCCAGGUCGGCGAGUACAUCGUGCUGAACGCGGAGUACUACGCACCGUCCAUACCGGCCGUGCGCUGCUUUCACAACGGGCGCGAGCUGGACGAUGGCCGGAUAUUCCAUCGCAGCGUCAGCCAGCGCAACGUGUCGCUCGUGCUGGAGAAGGCGAAGGCGAGCGAUUCCGGCACGUACACGUGCGUGCUGGAAACGAUCGACGGCUGCAUGAAGGUGAUGUCGGCGGAGAUCGACGUGCAGGACCCGAAGUGGUCGGUACCGGUCGGGCAGCUACCGCGGAUUGUGCACGAGCUGCCGAAGGUGAUCACCGUCACGGAGGGAACCGAGGUGGAGCUCAGCCUGGAGCUGCAGUGUGCCGAGCUGGUCAAGUGUUCGUGGAAGAAAAAUGGCCGCCCGGUGAAGGAUUCGACCGACUUUGCGUACAUCGAUCACGGUAAUGGCAAGUUUGGACUACGACUCAAGGACCCGUUCCUGGACGAUGCCGGCCUGUACGAGUGUUGCAUCGAGGCGGCCAAGCAGCAGCUUACCUCCAGCUGCUAUCUGGACGUGCUCGAGCUGGACCAGCAGCAGCAGCCGCCACCGAUGGACUGCGAUCACCGGCCGCCGGUGCGCUUCGUACGCUUCCCGCUUUCGCAGAUCGCGCUCGAGGGCGACAACGUGGAGUUUUGCGCGUGUGUCCAUCCGCCGGACAUGCGGGUACGGUGGUACGUCCGGGGCAUGGAAAUUACCAGCGGUACCAAAGGAUUUUCGAUGGAGUCACGCGACGAUGGAGCGAACAUUCUGCGAAUAUUCAACAGUGCGUACCGGCAGAGCGGCGAGGUAAAGUGUUGCAUCCCCUCGACCGAGAGCGACCGGCAGGGCCAGCUGUGCGCGUACGCCGACCUGUGCGUGCUGCCGAAGGCGUACGUCGGUGCGUGCGAGCGGCAGGAAAUACGGCGGGAAAUCGAACGGUACGGCGGCAGUCAGCAGAAGCUGCGCUUUCUGCACUGCCUGCAGGACGAGGUGGUACUGCAGGGCGACGACGUGAUCAUAGAGGCCUGCUAUCAGGGCCAGCCACCGGCCGAGCUGCGCUGGAAGCGAUCGGGCCGAUUCAUCACCGAUAGCAAUGCCAGCACGAGCAAUCUACCGGGCCGCACCCGGCUGCUUCUAACCAACAUCGAGCCGGCCCAGGGCGGUAAGUAUAGCAUCCAGCUCGACAAGGCCUGCCCGGAAACGGAGCUGUCCAUGUGUUUGCGCGUCGAGUCACCGCCGGAACCGCCUGCCGGACGGCCGACAGUGGCCCCGCUUAGCCCAACCGCCCUGACCGUAUCGUGGAAUCCUGCCCCGUACGAUGGAGGAAGUGCCAUAACUGGAUUUGUGAUCGAGAUGGAACAGAAUGGCGAAGACCGUUGGAUCUGCGUCAAGCGUGUGCCGAACUCGUUUUCCUGUGUCAUUGACAGCUUGCAGCCGGACGGCUCGUACCGGUUUCGGAUACGGGCAGAGAACGUGCACGGCACAAGCCAUCCGACACCGGCCAGCGAACCGGUAUCGGCACAGCACGAGGCCAAACGUAUCAACGGCACGUCGGAGACGCGCACGAGCCUGCUGGCCGCCAGUCCCACCUCGAGCGGGGCAAGCUUCGGCAGCGACGUCGGCAACGGCGAGUCUGGCGGGUACGCGGACCACGAGGGUGACGGUGGCGAGAGCAAUAGUCAGCACCAGCAGCAGCCGUGUCCCGCGACGCUGACGAUCGCUUCCGGCGGUGACUUUAACGAGCAGUUCGAGGUGGUGAAGGAGGUGGGCAAGGGACGGUUCGGCGUGGUGUACAAGGUGAUUGCCCGGCAGGGCGAGGCGGGCACCGUGCUCGCGGCCAAGAAGGUCAAGUGCAUCCGGCUGAAGGACAAGGAGCGCGUCUGGCAGGAGACGGCGAUCAUGGAGAGCCUGGAGCAUCCGAAGCUGCUGCGGCUGUUCGCCACCUUCGAGCUGCCGAAGGAGAUCAUCAUGGUGGUGGAGUACAUCUCCGGCGGCGAGCUGUUCGAGCGCGUGGUCGCGGACGACUUUACGCUCACCGAGAAGGACUGCGUGAUCUUCGUGCGCCAGAUCUGCCAGGGCGUGGAGCACAUGCACAGCCGCCAGAUCGUGCAUCUGGACCUGAAGCCGGAGAACAUUAUGUGCGCCACCAAAACGAGCCACGAGAUCAAAAUCAUCGACUUCGGUUUGGCGCAGCGACUGUGCGCGUCCAGCCCGACGCGUGUGCUGUUCGGGACGCCCGAGUUCAUUGCGCCGGAAAUCAUCAACUACGAACCGAUCAGCGUACAGUCGGACAUGUGGAGCAUCGGCGUGAUCUGCUAUGUGCUACUGUCCGGCCUGUCGCCCUUCAUGGGCGACAACGACGUGGACACGUUCAGCAACAUUACGCGCGCCGAGUACGACUUUGACGACGAGGCGUUCGAUCUGGUGUCGGACGAGGCGAAGGAAUUCAUUGCGGGGCUGCUGCGCGGCCGCCAGGAGGAGCGGCUGACCGCCCAGCAGUGUUUGCAGUCCGAGUGGCUUUCGCUCAAGGGCGGCGACAACGUUGGUGUGAACCAGAUCCGGACGGAUAAGUUGAAAAAAUUCAUCAUCCGUAGAAAAUGGCAGAAAACAGGCAAUGCCAUACGGGCCCUCGGAAGGAUGGCAAACUUAUCCGCUUCCCGGCGCGUGUCGGUAGUGCCGCGCGAAACCAACCCCGAAUAGCUGGCAUCAGGAUGCGAUCUAUAGUGCGGGCAGCACGGCCAACAGUACGUCCAGCAGCAGAAUGUUGAGUGUUUCCGAUACCAAAUGAAAGCAUCUGAUGAUAAGCGUAAAUGUUUGAUUGUUAUUGUUUUACCUAUAUACUACGUGUACUAUGCAGACAAAAACUACUACAUCAAUAAAGCAACUAAGUUAGAGCGAACUCUGUAACG